Hyaena hyaena (striped hyena) is the source of this 2179-nucleotide messenger RNA. It is a transcript of the gene YPEL5, whose product is annotated as yippee like 5. NCBI's taxonomy places the organism in Eukaryota, Metazoa, Chordata, Mammalia, Carnivora, Hyaenidae. The coding region runs from base 112 to 477 and encodes 121 amino acids. The transcript is spliced from 3 exons. The record is from RefSeq and is a predicted model, not a curated record.
AACCUGGAGACUCGGGUGGCCGAGGGGCUUCAUCCCAGUUGAGGAGCGAAGAGCCGCCAGCGGCCGCGGAUCUCACAGCCGCUCGGGGUUUUUAGAACUUCAGCUAUAAAAAUGGGCAGAAUUUUCCUUGAUCAUAUUGGUGGUACCCGUCUGUUUUCUUGUGCAAACUGCGAUACAAUCCUGACCAACCGCUCAGAACUCAUCUCUACUCGGUUCACAGGAGCCACUGGCAGAGCAUUUCUUUUUAACAAGGUAGUUAACCUGCAGUACAGUGAAGUUCAAGACCGGGUCAUGCUCACUGGCCGCCACAUGGUUCGCGACGUGAGCUGCAAGAACUGCAAUAGCAAACUGGGAUGGAUCUAUGAGUUUGCCACUGAAGACAGCCAGCGCUAUAAGGAAGGCCGUGUGAUCCUGGAGCGCGCCCUAGUGCGAGAGAGCGAGGGCUUUGAGGAGCAUGUACCAUCUGAUAACUCUUGAAGAAAAAGAGCUAACUCCAUCCCUUCCCAGGUCUCCUUCACUGAAAACAAAAAUCUACUUACAUACACUGUCACCUUAGCAUCAGGGUCGGAUUCAUGAACUGCGGAACAAGAGGUUGUGAGAAUCUAAGAUGGAAACUUUCUUUCUUUCUUUCUUUUGUUGUUUUUUUUUUUAAUUUCAAUUUUCCAUCCAGCAGCAGUGUGUAGAGAGAAUAUUAUGCAGAUGCCGUUAAUUUUUUUUUUUCCCUGUGUUUACAUCUUGAGGCAGGAUAGUCUAUCUGCAGCUACACGAUGGGCUAUGUGAGGGAAAAAAAUCUGGGCUAUUAGAGUGAAAAAGUGUGUUGUAUGUAAAUUUUGAAAGGAAAAUGUGUCAAGAGCAUGGUUUUUAAACUCAUUUGGCUUCAUUUUAAAAAAAAGUUUUUUUAACCCAGUUAUUUCACUUGAUUUGCUAGCUUCAGGGAAGAGAUCCGAAGUUGUGACCAGCGCUAAAGGUUCAGUGUUAGUAUGGCUUGUGCUGGCCCUCGUGCCAUAUUCUUGUUGGAGAUGAACCGUAGCACCAGAGCCCACCCGUCCUUGUCAGUCUUGACCCAAAGAUGUCACCAGUCCUAGUUAUUUGUCACCACAUAAUUGGUGUUGAUUGGAAACUUUUCCUGAAAUGGGGCAGAACUGCUUGGUUGUCUUUUCCAUGUAACUUAAGCAUAGUAAUAUAAAUAAAGUGAUAGUUGGAUGUGUUUGGUCCUGUGUUGCUUUUAAAAACACCUUUUAAAAGAGCAGAGUGUUUGAGAAGUAAUUUUCCUGGUAGCGUUUCUUUUUAUCUCUUAAGCUAAAUUGACUGUGUAGAGAUUACUUUGUUGAAAGCAUACUGUUGAAACUUCUAGGACUGCGUUCAGAAAAGAGUUGAACGGAAUGCCGGUGUGCAUCCAUGCAGAAAGCAUUUCAUCUGCAACUGUUUUCCAAGAAGGGGAGAAAUGAAGGAGCCUAUCUAAAAUUACUGCUUUGCAAAGUGUUUUCAGCCUACCCUCAUUUUUGUGUUGAUUUUUUGACAAAUCUGUAGAGUCUGAUAGUUUCAUCAAAGCACUAGAUCUGUCAUUAGCAUUAUUUUCUCAGAUCUACCCUCAGAAGUUCAGCUAUUGAAAUUUAAACUGUACUUGGUCCUUUCAAGCAGAAAAGGAUCAAAUGCGACUCAGGGUGUUAUUUUAGGCCCCAAUUUACAACAUGAUGAAGUAUUAAAAUAUAAAUGUUUCUUUAUCCAAAUGAUUUCUAGAUAUUCUAGUAUUUGUUUCUGGUGGAAUAAAUGACAUUAAAAUUGGCUAAUUAUUUAAAUGUGUGAAUGGAUGUUUGCGUGCUCAAUCUCUAGGUCUAUGUCUAGAAAGCAUAUUUGCCUCAAUUAGCAAAAUCUUUCUGUCCUUGAUAUUAGAAGUGACUUCUGAGUACAGUUACGAUUAAGUUUCUCUUCUUUGCCUUCGGGCUCUUGGUUAGAGCCGUAGUUCUCUGAUGAAGUAGGUGUAUAAUACUGUAUUUGAGAGAAGUGGGCACAAAUGAUCUUUCCUUCACCGUGGAAUAAAUCUUCAAGCUUUAAGAACCAGCUUUCCUUCCCAUCCAUUUCCAUACUGGCCUUGGAUUAUAUGCACACCCCUGCUAGCCUGCCUUACCUGCAGCACUAUGUGCAUUUGCUGUCACAAUAAAGUAUAUUUUGUCUUGCA